Colletotrichum destructivum is the source of this 1962-nucleotide messenger RNA. RefSeq lists its product as uncharacterized. The transcript has 2 exons. The coding region runs from base 733 to 1077 and encodes 114 amino acids. Lineage: Eukaryota; Fungi; Ascomycota; Sordariomycetes; Glomerellales; Glomerellaceae. The record is from RefSeq and is a predicted model, not a curated record.
CCCCGUCUUAUCGGCCGUUCUCCCCUCCUACUUCGGCCCUUCGUCACCAAAGCACAAUCCACUCCUUUUUCUCGCGAUUCUGUUUUUCUCCCACCCUUCCCCUUCUUCUUCUUUCUCUCGCUUCUCGCUGGACCACUUUCGACGGUCACGAUACGACCCAAACAAUCCCUCCCUCCCCCCAGUUCAGACCCAUCGAUCGUCUUCCUACCCACUCCGCACUUCAAUCUCGCCUGCGUCUAAACAAGUUUGGUCCUUGGAUCAAAGUCCCCUGGUCUGAUCCCUUCAAGUCCGGCCGCCAGUAGUGACCUCACGGCACGCAUACGCACGCACAGUACCCUCGUACAACACACACCCAACACGAACGAAACGAUCUGAAGGUGUGUCUGUCGCUCGCUCACGGCCGCGUCUACCACCACUACCGAGAGCCAACCGCAGCCUACCGCUGUCGCUGUCGUUCGCACUACGGAUACACUGUACGAAUACCUCCACCGCUGCUGCUUUUGCCGCAAACCAAACUACAGCAUCACACCCGUGUCUCGUCCCAAUCGGCAUAUCCAAUCCACACUGCCCAUUGUCCUGCUCGCCUGCUUGCUGGUCCGACAGUCGUGAAGCAAGCCCCGGCCUGUGGGAAAUCGAACCAUUGUUGAGACUAGACGGCUGACCUCGACGAACCUUUUUUUCUCGUACGCAGGGAUAUUGCCAAACCCAAAAAAACAGCCAAAAAAAUACACAAUGCCCACCUCUCUCGACUCUUCUCGUCCCAUCAUGGCACCUUCAGUGCGUACCUCUGUGCGAUACAGCACCUUUAGCAUGGCGCCCUCGUUCGCCAACACCGUCCAGACCACCGACUCGGCCCACGCCGAGAUCACCGACAUCGCGACCGGCCUCGACCGCAUGGAGAACAAGGCUCUGAGCUCCCAAAGAGUCACCCUGAGCGAGGAGAAGAGCGCAAACCUGAGCAAGCUGGCCCUCGGUGCCAAGCUCGAGCGUGCACUGGACCGAAGAAUGAGCAGCCAGGACGCCGUAAUGCGUCCUCGCGGCAAGACCCUGACAGAAAAGCCUGCUCAGGCAGCAUAGGAGCCUGCCGAGCAACCCUGGACCACGAAAAAACGUCCUUGGCAGGCCGUUUUUACCGCAUCAACCAAACGCACAACACAAGACCCGAAACCAACCCCGAGUGCGCAGGUUCCGACAGAGAGAAGCAAUACAGAGACGGUCAACCAUGCCGUCAGAAGCCAGACUAAGGGGCUGGUUCUGCCACCGGCUCCCACGAAACCCCUCGUCGCACAAGACCCCCGAUAACGGGAAGAGGCUGAAUAUAUGCCUCUGAAUGGAAGCAAAGCAGAAUAAUGGGAAUGGGAUUGGGAAUGGGAUUGGAAUUGGGGCAGAGGCUGGCCCCCGUUCUGGGCCGCCGUGGAAACGAAUGAAGUUGACAGCUGCUUUCAUGAUGUUUUUGUUAUUUCUUGGCUUGUUGGGAUAUCCAGAGGAUGGCCGGAGCAACGAAGCCGUGAUGGCAUCCCAUGCAUAGUGUUUAAAGGGGAGGUGUCUAACUACGAUGGUGCAGCUCUGUUACAUAUUUCUUCGCCCAGAAGCAUCAAUCGCACAGGUAUAUGAUGACGGAAUGGAGUUCCCUUGGCGAAAGUCGGGUGUAUAGGUUGUUGGUACAUUGGGUAUACUAGAAAUGCUGAUGGCCCUAUCCACCCACGAUGAUCCUCUUAAAAAAAGAAAAUUCCCAAGAGUCAAGCCGUCUCGACGCGGCUAAUCUAGGCGAUGCUGGGGUCCAGAAACUAUGCGGUGGCCGCUGUAGCACUGAACCGAUGCCAGACGCUGUCAUGAGCCCAUGUUGGGUAGGACAAUACGGUCUCAGUUGGUCUCAUCGGUCCUCCGCUGCUGACUCUGAUAGCUUGGCUCUUCCGAUCCUCUCUCCGUUUGCCCAUCUGUCUGCCUUUCCUUGACUCUCGU